Messenger RNA from Drosophila innubila, 1188 nucleotides. It is a transcript of the gene Sras, whose product is annotated as CAAX prenyl protease 2. Gene Ontology annotation, cellular component: endoplasmic reticulum membrane. The transcript has 2 exons. The record is from RefSeq and is a predicted model, not a curated record. NCBI's taxonomy places the organism in Eukaryota, Metazoa, Arthropoda, Insecta, Diptera, Drosophilidae. The coding region runs from base 132 to 1034 and encodes 300 amino acids. Gene Ontology annotation, biological process: CAAX-box protein processing. Gene Ontology annotation, molecular function: metalloendopeptidase activity.
CAGUGUUUUCACUGUGUGGCAACAAUUUGUUUGAGUUAGACCAACAGCUGUUUAUCUUUUUUGUUGUAUAGUACUUCGUUUUUUGUUAAAAAGAACCGCAUUUAAUGACUAACUUUAACGACAAACAAUAAAUGAACAACGAGAGUGAAAUGGCUCCUGAAAGUACAACAUUGCCGCCGCUGGCAGCACUGCCGCAAAUUCCAGUGCUCACAUCUGUUAGCUGCAGCUUCGUUCUGGCCGUCAUCUAUGUGGGCAGUCUAUAUGUGUGGAGCACCAAAUACAAUCGGGAUCAUCCGACGACAAUAAAACGACGCUUUGCCAGCGUAUCCAUUGUCAUGUUGCUGGCGCCAUUGUUUGUUUACUUCUUCUCAUCGCCUGAGUUGCUGCAACGUGAGCCGUUUCCCAAGUUACUCGGUUUCCGCUGGAACGGAUUGUGGCAGGCCAUUGUGAUACCCUAUCUUUUGACGGCCCUGCUGUAUCUGGGACCCAUCUACGUAAACAUGCAGAAUGAAUCAUUUCGUUCCUAUUUUGAUCUGGAUUACUGGCGCGGCUCGUUGAGCAACAUAAUCUGGAUACGCAAUCAUGUGAUGGCGCCUUUGAGUGAGGAAUUUGUAUUUCGCGCCUGCAUGAUGCCACUGAUACUGCAGAGUUUUUCGCCCCUCACCGCGGUGUUUAUUUCCCCGCUCUUCUUUGGUGUUGCUCACCUGCAUCACAUCGCUGAGCGUCUGAGUCUGGGAAUGGAACUGAGCACCUCACUUCUCAUCGGAUUGUUUCAGUUCACGUACACAACACUCUUUGGUUUCUAUUCGGCAUAUUUGUUUGCCCGCACCGGUCACGUUGUAGCUCCUUUGCUGGUUCACGCUUUGUGUAAUCACAUGGGAUUACCGGAUGUGCAGGACCUGUGGCAGCAGGAUCUCUGGCGACGUGUGCUGGCCAUAAUGUUGUACCUUGUUGGUCUCGCUGGCUGGAUUUACCUGCUGCCCAUUGCCACAGAACCGUCGCUUUACGAUAACAAGCUUUAUUGGAACGUUUAAGCAGAGUAUUUAUCAUAUGUUGUGUUGUUGCCAUAUUCGAAAAAUCAUACAUAUUUCUUUAUGUAUCAUAUUUUAGUCAUAUCAUGUUAAGCUGAAUGUACAAUAAGUCUUCCUGUUACAUUAAUAAAUCGUGCAGCUAUUUUAACAAAUUAAU